UCACACCCGGUCACUCGAAUCAGUCGCCAACUCCACCUCCCGCCAGAGCGCCAGCGAGCGGCACAGAGGCACAAGAGGCGGCACAGGCGACAGAGGCUCCGAACUGCGAGCAAGACAUGUAACCCGCACCUGCAUCUGAGCUCGUAAUACAACGCCAACACUGCACCACACCCGGAACGAGGCGUCCACCAUGGCGACAAGCGGCUUCGGCACGUACUGGCAACGACCAGAUACAGCAGCACACCUCGAACACAUCACCAACGCCUUAGAGGCGACCCUCGACCCGCGAGUCUCGAACACUGUCCGCCAGCAAGCUCUGCAGCACCUCGAGGCUGUCAAGAGUCAGCACGAUGCGCCGUACCAUGGCUUCACUUUGGCCUAUGACUGGAACCAGAACAAUGCUGUGCGGUACUACGGGCUGCAGCUGGUGGAAUUUGCUGUGAGAUACCGCUGGAACGAGUACAGCGACGGCCAAGCAGCACAGCUCCGAACCUGGAUACAACGACUGGCUGGCAAUCUGCGAGAGUCGGAUGCAGUGUACCUUCGAAACAAGGUUGGCCAGCUAUGGGUCGAGGUUGCAAAGAGAUCGUGGGGAGGCGGCGAGUGGAUGGACAUGGACACUCUCCUCAUUGACCUGUGGAAGAUGGACACGGGGGUUGUCAACAAGGUUCUUGUCUUGGGCAUCUUGGAAGGUCUGAACGACGACAUCAUCAAUAGCGACGAUGCUGUCGCAGGACUGCGGCUGGAUGUCUUGGGUGACGGUUUGGUGGAGAUACUGGUGCCGCAAGUUUUCUACUCGACGUUACAAAAGGACAAGAUCAGGAACGUGAGGGCAGAGGGAGAAGGCUGGCUGGCUCGCAUCACGGAGUUUUUUGCACUAUGUGUCAAAGAAGCCCGGUUGCGACAGGAUGAGCCAGAGGUAACAGAAAAGAUGGAAAUGUGUGCGAUCAAGGCAUUGAAUGCCCUGCGAUCGAUCAUGGGCUGGAUCAGCUUCAAAGCUGUGGACGAGGUCAAUUGUGUCGACUGCCUCUAUCUUCCAUUCUACACCACCAAUGUGGUCCUGCAGACUGCAGCAGUCCAAGUACUGUAUGCUCUUCUAGGCCGGCCACAACACGGCGCGAACACCAAUGAAGUCUGGUCAUCGCUCAUUCGACAGGCGAUGCAACCGGACAAGAUCACCAUGAUUCGCAAUGCAUUUGAAGUGACAAUGACAGUGCCAGGAGAAGACGACGAGAAGUAUACUUUGCAAAAGAAGAUGGCGGCACUCUUGUCGGUCAUGGCCGAUGGGAUCGCUCUCAACCCAGCGCUCGCCGAGCAGUCUCUGGAUCUGCCUGCUCUGUUCGAGCUGUUGGCACUGGUGACACGGCACAAGAGCUUGACAGUAUCCAUACCAGUCUUGCACAGCUGGACGAAGCUGCUGAACGUGCACGAGGACAAGAUUAUUGAUCUCGUCUUGACGGCACUGCCAAUCCUGCUCGAAGUGUGCAGUGAUCGACUAAUCAGAUAUGAGGCUCUCCCUGAGGAGACCGAUGACGAGACAAUGCGCUGGCUAGAUGAGGACUUCGAUACGGUACCUGAACGACAUGCUUUCCUGGGCAACUAUCGCAGAUACGGAGCAACCAUCAUCGAGGGUAUAGCGCGUAUGCGGCCAAUAGAUGCGCUGUCAAUUGUCUUGAACCAAAUGCGAGAGAUGGUGGAGACUGGACCUUAUACCACGGCGAGAGGAUUUGACAGCUCGACAUACACCAAAUCUGCUUACCCAGUCUUGAGAUUUGACGCUUCGUACUGCACCGUGGCCGCUGCGCUCAAGGGUUAUGCAUCAUGGACACGAGACGUCAGUGAAAUCAGCACGGACCAUGAGCUGUUCGCAAAGGUACAGCAGGAUCAACGCCAGGCGUUAGAAUCACUCCAACAAUGGUGCCACGGUAUGACCAGCAUACAUACCGAUGAUCCAGGAGUGGCAGAUGAGCUGCUGCAAACCAUGGUGGCCGUCUUGCGCGUGCUCGAGUCACCACCACAAAGCUUCAUUCUUGCCAUGGUUCAGCAUUUGCUCACCAUGCAACUCGAAGACCAGCCCCAACACAGCCAAUUCUCGGACGCUAUCAAGUCAUUUGAAGCGCUGCGAGUGGUUGAGCUUCAGAAACUGGCUCUGACGUACCCCAAUGUGCUACUCGAAGUCUACAACGAGCUGGAGCUGCGCAUAGAGACUCUCGCGCAACAGUAUGGCGAUGAUCAGAGGCUCGUCUGGGGCUACCGGUCGUUCCUUUUCAUGAUUGUGCAUCGUGCAACAGGCAUCGAUGAACAGGUCAGACUGGCUCGCUUACAGCAAAUGCUCCAAUCGACCUACGAAGCAUGGACCGGUGAGGCACUCCAGGCCUCUUGUUCGGACUUUGAAGCGUUCUGUGCCACCGUUGGGUUGACCAACAUUGCGGACUUUUACCAAGAGCAUGAGUUUGCUCGCACGCCAGACUGGUCAGCACGCACAUUGAACGAGGCCGGCCAAGCACGACAGAAUGAGAUCAAAGAAAAGGGCGAUCGUUUGCCGUUGCGAAUGACAAAGUCGUUGCUGUCUGCUGCAACAGAGAGGCUGCGAGCUGGCACUCCUGAAUACGACACUGCAUGUCAAUUGUGGGGACCUCUGAUACCAUCUAUCCUUCACCCUUUGCUCCAGAUGACUCGGCAUGCUCAAGCCUUUCACAACAUGUCCAAUUGGCGCCAUCUCCCCGCGGAACUACAGAUGGUGGUGAAGCGGACAUUGCAAGAUCGAUUCUGGCAGUCUGGCAUUUCGAGCGAGAGCAAAGAGGAGUUCUACGCGCGCAUUUCUGGCUCCAAGACGAGCUAUGAGGGCUUUGCGAGCACAGUGAGAGGCACCAUGCGCAACGUGCGUGAGAUGGGCUACCACAUCAUCUACCUCAUGACCAAGUUUGAGGAGCAAUUCUACGGAAUUGAUAAUCUUGCCCAUCCCCUUUCCUCGGCACUCUUCGACGACGCUGGAAGCCUCAGCGCGAACCAUUUGCACCCUCUCAUCAACCUGACGACGGGCCUCGUGCAGCGAUGUCCGACCCGUCACCGUGGCGACUUCUUGCCGCCCAUACUCCGCAAGCUCUUCGUUUGUCUCGAUGGCAAGAUCUCAGCCGACUGGGAGGCCAUCAGUCAAGCGGAGCAGCAGAACAAGAAGGAGAAUGACGAGCUCGGCGACGAGAUGCGCACGGAGAGCGUCUUGCGCCAAUUGACGUACAGUAUGGUGACAUUUGUCCCAUGGUUGCUCGAGUUCGACAGCCAACGCCAAGCGCACGCCGGCAACAACCGGCACGCACCUAUGAAUGGCCACGAUCCAGAGAUGAAGACGGCAGCCUUGAGCGACCUCAUCCUGACAGAUCCGUCGGUUCUGGAGCCUAUGAUUCUAUUCUGCACACAUGCACUCCGACUGCAUGACGGAAGAUGCUGCACCACCAUAUGCAAAGUCUUCCGCACCCUCAUCCCUCUGUUCUCGCACACCGCGCCUAAUGGAUCCGUCGUCAGCCCCGACUCAGCAGCUUCCGUUCGCGAAUUCAUCAGCACGGAAGUGCUCAAAGCUUGUAUCACUUCUCUCAAUGACCCAUACUUUGCAGAUGUGCAGAAGGAGCUGGCAACACUCAUUGCGAACAUCAUAGUCAUGUACGGCCCUCAAACAGCCACUCCGCGUCACGUCCUCUUGUCCCUGCCCGAUAUCACGGAGCCCAAGCUCGAAAAGGCCAUGGCGAAGAUGCUGCGCACACACAACGAACGCUCCCAGCGCAGCGCAGUGCUUGAGCUGCUCGAAGGCGUUAGAGGUGUAUCCAUUCAUGAAAUGGGCAAAGUCGAGCAGGCCAAAGCGAAGAAGAAGGAGAACAAGGGUGUGGCGUCGCAGUAUACGAUGGCCGCAGAGAACACUGGUGUCGUGCGAGGCGGUGAGGAGGGACUAGAGGGCGUCGCUGGCCUCUUCGGGGAUGCGUAGAAUGCAACCAAGGAACAGGCAGAACAGGCUCUUGCGGAAGAGGUGGCUGCCGCAAAGAAGAAGAAAAAACUCGAGGGCUUACGGAUGCUGGGCUAGGAUCGAUACUGGAGGCUCGAGCAGCAUGCAUGAGCACGACUCAUGCAUUCGUGUAGCGGUCUGAUGGCGAUAUGCUGUUUGAAUACAGCAGUGCUCGACCAGUUCGUAUGGUGUGAAGCGUUUGACGGACGGCUGCAUUUGAGGGAGAGAGAGAGAGAGAGAGAGAGAAACUCCACGGGGAAGAACAGUGAUCGCGGAUUAGACUUGAUCCUCUCACUCAGCGGACAGAGAAGAAGAAGAAGAAACGUUCUUCACAAGACAGCGUGGAGCGAUACAUGAGGAACUUGCAACGCAUCAAAAAUGCAGGCAGAAGGCGCAUGAUCCUCUGUCUUUUGGCAUCAAGCAAGCGAGAAAUAGGGGCAUUUCGGGUGGAUUUUGUCCUUUUCUUUUCAAAGUACCCUGAAGAAGCAUCGAGAUACCCCCAAGACGAAAUGCGAAGUGAAUAAU
Messenger RNA from Sphaerulina musiva SO2202, 4519 nucleotides. RefSeq lists its product as uncharacterized. Gene Ontology annotation, molecular function: nuclear export signal receptor activity; RNA binding. Gene Ontology annotation, biological process: protein export from nucleus; RNA export from nucleus. The record is from RefSeq and is a predicted model, not a curated record. Lineage: Eukaryota; Fungi; Ascomycota; Dothideomycetes; Mycosphaerellales; Mycosphaerellaceae. The transcript has a single exon. The coding region runs from base 191 to 3976 and encodes 1261 amino acids. Gene Ontology annotation, cellular component: nucleus; RNA nuclear export complex; cytoplasm.